Molecule: messenger RNA, 7092 nt
Organism: Polypterus senegalus (gray bichir)
Lineage: Eukaryota; Metazoa; Chordata; Cladistia; Polypteriformes; Polypteridae
Gene: phf20b
Product: PHD finger protein 20, b
Exons: 21
Coding region: 325-5544 (1739 amino acids)
Biological process (GO): regulation of transcription by RNA polymerase II
Cellular component (GO): nucleus; NSL complex; MLL1 complex
Source: RefSeq, a predicted model, not a curated record
GCGCGCACGGCGUUUGGCGCACUCGUACUGUCACGCCGGUCGUGCUGCUGCACUAUGUGUGUAGCGAGUGUACGGGAAACCAAUAAUAAUAAUUAUUAUAACAAUAGUAGUAAUAAAAGUACCAGUAAAAGAAUAACCUACGUGAAAAGUGUCACGCGGAAGAGCCAAGUGGGGCUUUCAACUUUUGACGUCGUAGUUGGGAGUGAAUGCAUGCGGAACGCAGGCACUGCAGCUCUGCGGUUGGUUAGGUGACCCGUGCUUCUCCAUUUUUAGGCUGCUAACUACAUUGAAAACGGGAAAAAACGAACUGGAGACCUUUUUCGCAUGAAUAGAGAUAAGGAAAUAAAGGUUCAUAAUGACUCGAACUUAAAUAUAUGGAAAAUGAGUAAGAAGCCACCAAAUCGUAGAGGAAUCAGUUUUGAGGUUGGAGCUCAGUUAGAAGCCAGAGACAGUCUCAAGAACUGGUAUUCAGCCAGCAUUGAAAAGAUUGAUUAUGAUGAAGAGAAAGUCCUUAUCCACUACCGACAGUGGAGCCAUCGUUAUGAUGAAUGGUUUGACUGGGAUAGCCCAUAUUUACGGCCUGUAGAACGUGUACAGCUGAGAAAAGAGGGACUACAGGCUGAGGAAGGGGACCCUGAGUUCAAAGUGAAUGAUAAGGUUUUUGCAAGCUGGUCAGAUUGUCGUUUCUACCCCGCCAGGAUUCUUGCUGUAAAUAAAGAUGUCCUGCUCCCACCAUGGUUUCGUCAUGCUCCUUGGCCGGUCCCAACAAAAAUCCAUCCAGUGUCCACCUGCUUCUGCCCGCUUUCUCUGCCUGCCUGCAUUCCCGCUUUCCCCUUUAAAAGGCACUUGAAUCUGGCUUAUAGUCUAACUGGGGAUCUCAUAGAUGCAACUACUUAUGCAGUGAAGUUUUAUGAUGGAGUUAUUCAGACUGUAAAAAGCAUCCACAUCAAGCCUUACAAGAAAAUUGGAAAAUGUAAGAUUGAAGACAAGAUCGUUGAAAAAAGUGGUGGAAAAAAAGAAACUGUAAAAGAUGACAUAAAACACAAUGGAACAGAUCAUACAGGGAGUCAUGGGAACAUUAAAUCUAAAGAAGUCAGUUGCAAUGUGCAGGAAAAAGACCAGGGUAUUUAUAGAAAAGAAGUGGUUAAGAAGGUUUGUUUUAAGCGAGCAUCUCAUGAGAACUCAAAAUGGGCCAAACUAAAAGCUGAAAUGCCUAUAAAUGUUAAACAAGAGUCUGUGGAACACCCUAAAAGAAUAAGACUAGCAUCAGAUGAACAUUCUAAAAAGACCAGAUUAUUCCCAGAUGAUCAUUUUAAAAGGGUCAGGCGUGUUUCAGUGCAGCAUUUUAAAAAGGCCAGGCAGGUCUCAAAGAAAUAUUCUAAGCGACCCUGGAUAGUAACGGAGAAGCAUUCUAAACCAAUUUUAUGUACUUCCAAGGAGCAUUGUAAAAAUCACGAGACUAUAUCACAGGAGAUCUCCAAAAGACCACACUAUACAUCGGAGGAGAACUCUAAGAGAACCGUGCAAGUCUUGGAGAAGGCCUGUAAUAGAACCAAACCAGUUUCAGAAAAGGACCCUGUAAAGGCCAAGCGAGCCUUGGAAGAAGAGGCUGACCCUGUUAAGGCCAUGCGAGCUUCAGAGGAGGAAGAGGAGGAGGACCCUAUAAAGGCCAGGCAAACCACAGAGGAGAAGAACCCUAUAAGGGCUAGGCAAGCUUCAGAGGAGAAAGACUCUGUUAGGGGCAGGCGAAGCUCAGAAGGAAAGGACCCUGUAAGGGGCAGGCGAUGCUCCGUGGAAAAAGACACUAUAAGGGCUAGACAGACCACGGAUGGGAAGGACCCUGUUAGGGUAAGGCAGACCACGGAUGAGAAGGACCCUGUAAGGGUCAGACGAGCCUUAGAGGAUAAGAACCCUUUAAGAUCAAGGAGGCUUUCAGGGGAGAUUUCUAGAAAAGCCAAAAAUACUUCGAGGGAGGACCCAAGAAGAGCUGAGAGAGCUUUAAGGAAGGAGCCUGAAAGAGCCAAUAGAGGAGAAGAGCCUAAAAGGGCCAGACGGUUCCGUCUUGAGGACCCAAAAAGGACUAGGCGAGUCUUGCGGCAGGGCCCCAAAAGGACUAGGCGAGUCUUGAGAGAGGGUCCAAAGGGGAACAGGCGAGUACUACGGAAGUGUCCAAAAGGGGCCAAGCAAGUCUCACGGAAGGACUCAAAAGGAGUCAGACGAGGCUCACAGAAAACUGCAAAAGGAGCCAGGCAAGUCUCGCAGAAGGGUGCAAAAGGAGCCAGACAAUUGUCACAGCAGGGCUUAAAAGAGACUAGACGAGUCUUGCGGGAUGGUCCGAAAGGAGUCAGGCAAGCCUCUCAGGAGGGCUUAAAAAGAGCAAGGCAGUUUACACGAAAGAACACAAAAGUGGACAGACGAGAGACUGAUACAAAUUAUGAUAAUUGUAACAAUGAGUUUGAAACAAAACGCAAAAGAACAACUUUCAAAGUGGUGGAUGAUUGUAAGAUAUUAUACAAAGAUGCAGGGUUCAUCUCUAAAAUAAAGCCAAAGGUGGGAAAAGGCUAUGUCAUAAGAAAACGAGGUGCUGGUAAAGUUUUGAGUAAGAAUAUGCAAGAUUUAAACAAAGAUUCUUUAAAUCAAAAAUCGGAGAAAAAAGCAGAUAAAAGGGAACAGGAAGCAGGUCUUGUAUUAAUUAAAGCUGCUACUGAAAAUGAUAAUGGCUCUGAAGAAUCAAAUGAAGGUUCUAAAAUAGAUUCUAAGAUAUUAAAGCAGGAAAAUACAGCAAAUGAUGAGAAAAUUGCAGAUGCUCCUAAUGGAAUAAUAAAAGGAAAUUUUAAAAUACUAGAUGAAAAAUCUAACAAAAAAAUGGCAGAAGAAAAUUUAUCUACGGAGAUGGUAGAGGUGAAUAUUGGCAAGGAUCUAAGUAAUAGCCAAAUAUUAGCAGUCAAUAGAGAGUUGAAGAGAGAGGAAAUGCUGCAACAUGGUGAUGCCCGGCUACCCACUGUAGAACACAAUGCAAAUGACUGUUCAAUAUCCAAAGCAGAAAUUCCCCUUGAGAUUUUAAAGGAAGAAAACAGAGAAUUAACAAAUGAUGGGUGCCAGCAAAAGAUUGUUAAAGUUGAAGAGGUGGCAAAAAUAAUGAAGGAAAAGGUAGAAGGUAGCAACGUAGAAAUCAGAAGUCAGCAACAAGAACCAAGCCAAGCACGAGAGAAAAAAAGGCGUGGACGUCCUCCUUUAAAAGAGUCAACAGGAAACCAACAUGGGAUUCUUGAACUAAGAAAAAGAAAAAUAACCUGGCGGACAAGUGUGUCAUCAAAAAGGCUCAAAUUUGAAGCUAGGACAGACUCAAGAAGAUCAUCUCAGAUUUCUGUUAAGGAGCAUGAUCCUAGAAGAAGAAGGUCAUCUAGAUUUUCACUAAACAGCAGUGAGAGUGAAGAUGUAAAACAUACUUUGGAAACCGUGGAAAAUAAGCCAGAGAUACAAGUUGAAAGUGGGCCAAAACUACCAGUUGCUACUUCUCAAGCCCAGCUAAUGCCAGAAGAGGUCAAAAAUGAACUUCCUGACCUGCAUCAGGAGAACGCAGACCACCUUCAAGUUUCAGUAAAUGAAUUAAAACAGCAGGAGAAUGAGGAAAAGCCAAAAGAAUCUUCCAAUGUACUGAAGAAAACUGAACCAGUUCAGGUGUUCACUGAAACAUCUCCAGUUAUAAAACGCCAUCCUUCUUUGCCAAACCCAAACAAAUACAGUAGAGAACCCUUGUACAGUGGUAUUAAGAGAACACAAGAUGUUCUAUCUACUCCAGCUCUUGCAGUUGACCUAGACCAUAACACUUUCAAGUGCAAGGUAGAAGAUUGCCUCAAAUCCUUCCGCAAAGCCAAGCUGCUUCACUACCACAUGAAAUACUACCAUGGUGUGGACAAGGCAAAUGAAAUCGAUCAGAGUCCCAAAAGGAAUAUCCAUACUCGUGCCUCGGAGAAGCAAGCAGUCCAAGAGAAUCAUAAGAGGCGGCGUACCAUCUCUUCAUCACUCCAUAUUGCGCUCCACACUACCCAUGGGCAUUUGCCAAACAGUCAGUUAAAUGGAAAGGCAGCAAAAGUAAAUGAUAAGAGAAGAACAUCUGCCCCCCCUCUUGUUCAAAUGCUAAACAAUCAUCGUCCUUCUCUGAGGGAAAAAAGCAAAGAAAACCAACUGGAGAAAUCAAAUCGGAAACUGCAAGAGAAGGAAAAAGUGGCCACUGAAAUAAUCAAAGAGAAAGAAAAGUUCAAAGAGAAGAAACACAGAGAUUUUCUGAGAAUCAAGCUGAAGAAAAAGAAGAAGAAAAAAAAGAAGUCCAAAUCUGAGGAAGAUAGUCUUAGCAACUCUUCGACCGAUAGCCUGUUUUGGAGUGAAGAAGAGUUCAGCCAAGAAGUAGAUGUGACCACAAAUCCUGAUGAAGAUGCACCAGAUGAAGAUGACCAGUGCCAUGAAAUUGUACGCUGUAUUUGUGAAGUACAAGAGGAGAAUGAUUUUAUGAUUCAGUGUGAAGAAUGCCUUUGUUGGCAGCAUGGUGUUUGUAUGGGACUGCUAGAGCACAACGUUCCUGAAAGAUAUACCUGCUAUAUAUGUCGUGAUCCACCAGGACAGAGACAGAGUUUAAAAUACUGGUAUGACAAAGAAUGGCUCAGCAGUGGACAUAUGUAUGGUUUACCAUUUCUAGAAGAGAACUACUCACACCAAAAUGGCAAAAAGAUUGCUGCUACUCAUCAGCUUUUAGGGGAUGUUCAGAAAGUCAUUGAAGUGCUCAAUGGGUUACAACUGAAAAUAAGCAUCUUGCAGAGCCAAGCUCACCCAGAUUUGAAGUUAUGGUGUCAGUCGUGGAAGCACAUUGACUGUAAGGACAAGCCACGAAAGAAACAACCACCUUUGGUGCGGGAAGAGAAUGAUGAUCAAGAAAGGAGCAUGGUGUGCUGGAGUGUUGAAGAGGUUAAUGUAAAACCUUGCAUUGGACCCUGCAUACAGGAAUCAUAUAUCACAAGUGAGCACUGCUACCAGAAGCCUCGUACCUACUACCCAGCUAUGGAGCAACGUCUUGUUGUGGAAACCAGGGGUGCAGAACUCGAUGAUCGAACCCAGAUAAUCAGAGAAAAUGUGGAUGAUUUUCUUAUACUGGACCAUGGACGCUAUAGCAGGAGUAUGGAUCAGGAAAGAAGUAGAAGAAGUUGUGAGUCCUAUUUGGAAACAACCUCUUUACAAGAAAUGGAAGGUGAUGUUUCUAAAAAAAGCUUUUCAGAGGAAGAGUUCAGUUUGAAUCUUGAGGAUGGGGAGGUACAGCAGCAGUGGCAGAUCAACCUGUUGGACCACAUUGAGGCAGUGCAGGAUGAAGUAACACAUCGUAUGGACUUCAUUGAGAAAGAACUGGAUGUUUUGGAGAGUUGGUUGGAUUACACGGGUGAACUGGAGCCUCCAGAGCCACUUGCCAGACUUCCACAAUUAAAACAUCGCAUCAAGCAGCUUCUAACUGAGUUAGGGAAAAUCCAAGAAAUUGCUUUAUGCUGUUCGACGUGAAAGAUUCAAGUUAUUCUCAUGAAAGAUGGCAGGCUUUAAUAGCCGUAUGAGAUUCAACAAAACUUCAACAUGAGGAGGGCCCAGAUAUGGUUUCCAUGUGACACUGCUGCGAAUGGAAGAUUCAAAGAUGUGUAUCUGUUAGGUUUAUGCCCAUGUUCAGAGAGUAAAAAGUUGUUUGAAAAAGGAAAGAAAAAAAUAAUGGCACAGAGGUUCAGGAGAAUAUUUGCAUUUUCUCCAAGUUGUUAUAAUUGCACCUUGAUGAUGGAUUGUAGAAAUAUCUUUGUGUACUUAAAACUGUUCAAGCUAUCCUUAUCUUUGGAGUCUCUUUACACUAGUUAAAGACAUGAUGAAAAUGACUCUUAAUGGCAAACUGUGGUCUUGAUAGCAACCUAAAAAUAUUGAUACCAAAAUAAUUUAAUUUCAGAAUUUUUAAUACACAUUGUGCUGGAUGCUUUUUUCCUCACUUUUUUGACUAAAGUAUUAAUCAAAACCACCAGAGUGACCAUAACAAAAUAACUAAAGUUAGCAGCUUUCUUUAUUUUAUGAAAUUGACUGAGAGUGUAGCUUUAGUUUUUUUCUGUUUGUUUUUCUUUUUUUUUUUUUGAUUGUGAUAUGACUUUUUCUGCUACCCUUUUUGUUGUGUAAGAUGGCAUUAUGACUUCAAAAAGUGAAGUGCCUCUUUAAAGAACAUGCAGGAUAACUGCUUUAAAAUUGCUGGGCGUAUGAUUUUGGACCUGGGUUGUGUAUUUUGUUCCACAAAACAUUAUCGUAGAUAAUGUAGAUUUAUAUAAGUCAACAAAAAAUUAAACAUAUUAACAGCAUGGGUCACCAUUAGUGUUUCAUGUCUUGUUUUGACUGAAAUCAAGCUGUGUGCAUUCAUUUUUCAACACAAAUGCAAUCUUUUGACCAACUUCAUUUUUAACCUGGUUAUCUCUGAGCCCAAUGUUCCAUGUAUUGUUGUGCGUGUGGUCCAAGUUAUAUAAUAUUUUUUGGUUUGUCUUCAGUUUCCAACGUAAUAAUUCAUUUACCUUAAAUGCUGAAGUUGAGUCAAUAUUAUAUAGAGAUCUUAUGGGAUAUCAGUCUGAGCUUUCAGUGUAUUUCAAGUUCUUCUGCAGUUUGAUAUUUACUUUAAAUUAAACAAUACCAAUUGUACAUGACAUAGGAUUUAACAGUUCCUUAUUCUGAUGUUGCAUUUUCAUUUUGUUUAGAAACACAUGAUUUGGUUUCAUUUCGACUAGUAUUAUUUUCUGGUUCUAUACUUGAUGAUUUGUCAUUUUUUCCAUUUGUGAGCAUGAUAUUUCAUAUUUGUAUGUAUAUAAGGGGUAUGUAUUUACAUGUAAUUAAAAAAAUGUAUUUGUAGAAAAGGAUGUAUUUAAUGAGUGUGUGUAAAUGCUUAUACAAUGAGAUCUUUUAUUGUUUUGUUUUUAUGUACUGUAUUUUUCCUACCCCUUUUGUUCUUUCUCUUUUCCUGUGAAGAUUUAUUCAGACAACAGCAGAUGAACUAUACUGCAAGAAAUAAGAAGGAAACCUGGACAGUUUAAAAAAAAA